Molecule: messenger RNA, 1176 nt
Organism: Pollicipes pollicipes
Lineage: Eukaryota; Metazoa; Arthropoda; Thecostraca; Pollicipedomorpha; Pollicipedidae
Product: nucleoporin Nup37
Exons: 7
Coding region: 54-1031 (325 amino acids)
Cellular component (GO): nuclear pore outer ring
Molecular function (GO): protein binding
Source: RefSeq, a predicted model, not a curated record
ACCCGGCUGACGGCCGCAUUUGGGGUUCCGUGGAUAAGUACAUACUGGAGGCAAUGAAGGGACCGCCGGCUACCGCCGCCGCCCAGGCCUUCACUAUCGCCGUGCAGGGCCGGGUGUACGCCGUUGAGGUCUCCGGCUUCGCCUGGUCCAGCGACCUGGUCGUCUAUGGCACCGCCACAUCGGUCGGCGUCAUCAGGAUCACGUUGCCGGAGGACAGCGACACCGGCGAACUGGAACACGCGCUGCUGCACGAGUUCCACCACGACUCGCGCGUCCGCUGCCUGGCCUGGAGCGCCGAGACGAACCUGGCCGAGGUGCCGCAGCGCGUCAAGUUCGCCGCCGCCGGCGCCGACCACCGGAUCCGCGUGUUCGAGCACACGGGCCGGCAGGAUGGCGGCCAGCUGCAGGUGCGCCUUCUGUGCGGCCAUACCGACUACAUCAACGACUUGGCAUUCGGCCCGGACGGCCACACGCUGGCCAGCGUCGGCGACGACCUCACAUGCCGCCUGUGGAACGCCUCCGACCUCACGCCGCUGGCCUGCAUCGCCGCCGACGACCCCUGCGUGGGCGUCUGCUGGCACCAGGAGGAGCCGUACCAGCUGCUGGUGGCCGCCGCCUCGGGCGUCGUCACCUUCUACAACACAGAGACGCGCGCCGCCGUCUCCGCCCUGCACACGGGCCUGCCGGGCCUGGCCGGCGCCGACUGGUCGUCGGCGGACGUGCUGCGGGUGGCAACCGUUCAUGAUAGCAAGCUGAUCACACUCGACUUGUCCCGGCACAGCACGCGCGAGACGGAGCACGACGUUCACAGCGGGGGAGGGCAGAGGGUGAAGUUCUCUCGGACCGCAAAACAGCACGUGGCCACCUGUGGCCUGAAUCAGGUCAAGGUGACACAGCUGGAUGUCAAGCAGGCUGCUCCUCUGACCGCUGAUCUCAUGGCGGUGGGCGGCAUCAGCUGGCACAGUGUGCUGCCGUACCUGGUGGCCGGCGGCGACCGGCAGCUGCUGGUGUGGCGCGUCACUGUCAUCUGAGCGGCCGGCCGCCGCCGAGACUGGCUCCGGUGUGCCGCCUGCUCCCGUGACGCCGGAGCAGUCUCCCCGCCGUCACCGCCGCCGCCGCCGUCAUCGCAAUAUCGACCUCACUGACGACGACCCGUCAAUACAGCCUUUUGUAUGA